UGAAAGCUGCCUUUGGCCACCGAGAAAUAACUACUCUUGGUCAUUAGCAGCUGCUGCAGCUCACUGCUCCGUGUAUGUCCCACUCAUGAGAAAACAAAGGUGCUGACGGACUUACUGCUGAAAUUAAGAAGAAAGUUAAAUAUUUAGAGAUGGGUUUUGGAGAGGACCUGCGGUGCCCCCAGGCACAUGCAGCUGUCAUGCGGCUGCUGGACUCAGAGCUUCACAUGAUGGAGGUCAUGAAGAAGUGGAUGGGUCAGCGGGCUAAGAGUGAGCGGGAGUUUUCAGUGCAGCUGCACCACAUGGCUGCCAUGGUGGAAAAGUUUGACCGGCCCCAGCCUGGUGCAGGACAGGACUACAUCAGCCAGCUCAACAAGUCGUGGGGAGUGCUGGUCUCUCAAACUGACUACUUCAGUCAGGUGAUGAAGAAUCGCUCUGAGGCUCUGCUGAAUGGUCCCAUCAGCAAACUGACGCUGCUCAUCAGAGACAAACAGCAGCUCCGCAAAACCUACGCAGAGCAGUGGAACCUGCUGAAGCAGGAGCUCAGCAAGGUGACCCAGACAGAGCUGGAGAGGCUGAAGAGCAACUACAGACAGGCAGUGAGAGAGGUAACUCAGGCUAAGAAGAAGUACCAGGAUGCCUAUAAAGAUAAAGAGCGAGACAAGACUAAAGAGCGUUACGUAAAGGCUUCACUGAAACUCCACGAGCUGCAUAACGAGUAUGUGCUGUCUGUGCGAGCUGCUCAAGUGUACCAUCAGCAACACUACAAUCAGAUCCAGCCCACGCUGCUCAAUGCACUGCAGACUCUGCAGCAGGAGAUGGUGCUCAUACUAAAGGAGAUUCUCCAAGAGUAUUUUGACAUCUCCACUCUCCUCCAUCAUGAAGUGGUGCGGAUCCACAGGGAGAUAUCUUCUGCUCUAACGGCCAUCGAUCCUCAAAGAGAAUAUGAGAGCUUCAUCCAACAGAACAGAUCUGUAGGCGAGACUCCUGCUUGUGUAGAGUUUGAUUGUAGUCUUCUAGAAGACACUGAGCAGCUAAAUCCCAGGGAGAUUGAACUGAACGACCUCACGCUUGAGGCAAUCCAGCACAAACUGACUGUGGUAGAGGAGGAGCUGCUGGAUCUGACUCGGACUCUGGGCUCCCAGCAGUCCUCGGUUGAUCAGCUGGAGCUGGAGCUUGACGCUGAGCGGGAAGGUGUAAAAAAAGGCCAGAGAGUCUAUCAGUUUAGCAAGAGACAUGCGAUGGAGGAGUGCCGGUGGCAGGUUGCUCUGUCUCAGGGUGUUAGAGCCAAGCUGGAGGUUCAGAGGCUUCUUCUGAAGGAAAAACUGGACAAGCUGGGCUCCAAAGAACCUCCCUGUGCUCUGAAGCUGGACCCAGACACCAUCUCAAAUUUGUCCCAGACAAGCAACGACCACAGCCCAUCAUUUUCCAAACCCCUCAUGGACGGGAUCAUAAACCAUCUGAGUGGCCUGUUGAAACCCAAAUGGGAGGUGCUCCCAUCCAUCAACCUGGUACAGGCGGUGGAUCGACCUCUGGAGCAGCAGGAGUGGUACCACGGAGCCAUUCCAAGACUGGAGGUCCAGCAACUGCUGACGAAUGAUGGAGAUUUCUUGGUGAGGAAGAGUCAAGAGAAAGAUGGCUAUGUGCUCUCUGUGCAAUGGGAAAGAUCCUGCAAGCAUUUCCUCAUUCAGAACACUGAUAAUAUGUACCGUCUGGAUGGAGAAGGCUUCCACAGUGUCCCACAGCUGAUCCAUCAUCUGCUGUCCUCACAUCAACACAUCACCAAGAAGUGUGACAUAGUGCUGAUAAAACCUGUACCGAAGGACAAGUGGGUCUUGGAACAUGAUGAUGUUAUCUUGGGACCCCUCAUUGGACGGGGUAACUUUGGAGAAGUGUACAGUGGUCGUUUACGUUCUGAUAACACUCCUGUGGCAGUGAAAUCCUGUAAAGAGAACCUGGCCCCGGAGCACAAGAGUAAGUUCCUGAUAGAAGCCAGGAUCCUGAAGCAAUAUGACCAUCCUAACAUUGUGAAGCUGAUAGGAGUGUGUACUCAGAAACAGCCCAUCUACAUCAUCAUGGAGCUUGUUCAAGGUGGGGAUUUUCUAUCCUACUUACGGCAUGAGGGUCACAAUCUGAAGCCUAAGAUGUUGGUCAAAAUGACAGAAAAUGUAGCAUCUGGCAUGGAGUUCCUGGAGAGCAAGAAUUGUAUCCACAGGGACCUGGCAGCAAGAAACUGUCUGGUUGCAGAGCAAAAUGUGGUGAAGAUCAGUGACUUUGGGAUGUCCCGUCAGCAAGAUGAUGGUGUCUACUCUGCAGAGGGCAGCCUGAGACAGAUCCCUGUCAAAUGGACGGCUCCUGAGGCCCUGAACUAUGGUCGUUAUACCAAAGAGAGUGAUGUCUGGAGCUUUGGGGUCUUACUGUGGGAGACCUUCUCCAUGGGAAUGACGCCCUACACGAGCAUGACUAACCAACAGACACGAGACGAGGUGGAGAAAGGAUACCGUAUGCCCGCUCCACAUUGUUGCCCUGUGGAAAUCUCCAGGAUUAUGAACAGUUGCUGGCAGUACGACCCCAGAAACAGACCAUCAUUCAAGAAACUUCGGGCUGAGCUUAGUGUCAUAUACAACAAAAUGACAUAAUACAAACCUAUUUAUUGGACCUGCAUAUAGAAGCAAAGUGAA
Etheostoma cragini (Arkansas darter) is the source of this 2678-nucleotide messenger RNA. RefSeq names its product FES proto-oncogene, tyrosine kinase (gene fes). The transcript has 18 exons. NCBI's taxonomy places the organism in Eukaryota, Metazoa, Chordata, Actinopteri, Perciformes, Percidae. The record is from RefSeq and is a predicted model, not a curated record. Bases 150 to 2636 code for a protein of 828 amino acids. Gene Ontology annotation, molecular function: non-membrane spanning protein tyrosine kinase activity; ATP binding. Gene Ontology annotation, biological process: chemotaxis; regulation of mast cell degranulation; cell adhesion.